This is a messenger RNA of Diabrotica virgifera virgifera (western corn rootworm), 2123 nucleotides long. It is a transcript of the gene mip40, whose product is annotated as protein lin-37 homolog. The transcript has 4 exons. Gene Ontology annotation, cellular component: transcription repressor complex; Myb complex. Lineage: Eukaryota; Metazoa; Arthropoda; Insecta; Coleoptera; Chrysomelidae. Bases 172 to 834 code for a protein of 220 amino acids. The record is from RefSeq and is a predicted model, not a curated record. Gene Ontology annotation, biological process: negative regulation of transcription by RNA polymerase II.
UCUGUCAAAGUUUAACGUUUAACUAAAUCUAAACAAAUUGAAAAAAACACAAAACUUAAAAAUUAAAUAUAAAAAUAUACUAAUAUUAUAAGUGCAUUUAGAUAUAAGGUCGUUUUUUUGAGAAAAUAGGUUAAUUAAUAAAGUACAAAAUAUAUUGAUUAGUAAUACGGAAUGACCAAAAAACGUAGGCUCUCGGGAUCGUCUCCCAUCAAAAUUGAAGUAAAAGAGGAAAAUGUUGGAAAUGAUUACCUUAUGGCUAAAGGAAGACUUAAAGGAGUGCUAAAACAGCUCACCGAACAAUCGUCAGAUGAUGAAAGUGGUUCUUCGGAUGACAAUAAAAGAAUCCACAGAGAAAGCAGAAAGCGAAAAGUUGAAAAUAUGCCUACUCCAUACCAUCAUACAUAUGUAAUGAAAUUAUUUGAUAGAAGUGUUGAUUUGGCCCGAUUUGAAGAAGAUACUCCACUUUAUCCGAUUUGUCGUGCUUGGAUGCAGAAUCAACCAAGAAAUCCACAACCCAUCAUUAAACGAAGAUUAUCUUCUCCAGAACCCGUGAAUAAUUCAUGGAUUGACAAUGCCUCUGAAGUACAUAGAUUACCAGCAGCCAUCACCCCGUUUGUUAGCAGAGUUCCUUCUCCUUUGCCUGAGCAGAAGCAGAAUAAAAAUAACUUGAAUUUAGAUUAUGAAGAAUGUCCUCCACCCAGCAGACAAUCAUUAAUGCAAAUGCAUAUGAAAAGAUGGUCGAAAGUUAAGAAAAAAUGGAUUCAGACAGCUGUAAAUAACGAAGCCAGGUAUGAGCAGAGUACACACAUUCUUACUGCUAUUUAUAAUAGGUGAUGGUUUUUUGUCAUUUAAUCCAGAUUAUGUACUUUAGGGUAGUAGUUGAAUAAGAGGGUAGGAUCUUUACGGCUAUGAAAUUUAUAUCAAUGAAUUCUGCUUCAUUUACUGAUGAUUGUGCAAUGGACUUUUAUUGGGGGCAAAUGAAAUAUUUUAGGUAAUUUCCAUUUAAAAUAUCUUAUUUUUAAAAGCCACCGCCAGUAGAUACCAUGAAACAACAAGAAAUGACAGUAAUGACAACCGUUUCAUAUGCUCAUUCUAACCAGUGUUGCCAUAGUUAUAUAAAAUGUUUUCUUAUGAAAAAAAAUUGACAGAUUAUGAAUUAAAUAUUUUAUUCUUAACAAAAAAAUUACUAGUUUACUCGUAGAUUUGGUUGGGUUAGGUUAUUAGAUUAAAACAUUUUAUUCUUACCUACUUUUAACAAAAAACAAUUUGGUUUGUUGGCAGUUUUAGGUUAGAUAUGGUUAGGUCAUGGUUCGGUGGCAGUGGGAAUGUCAAGUGGUAGAUAUAAACACCAUAGUCGAUUAGAAAGAGAUGCAUACCCUAUUUACAGUCAUUUUUUUUCGGCACUGGGGAAAAAGUUUUAGAUUGCAGCGCGCAGUCUAGUUAUAUUUUAAAAGUUAAAAUUGACAACAGUGUCGAAUGUAGAUACAACUUUACUUUACGCGCAUGUCCGCCAUAUUAUUUUGGUAUCUUGAAAAUUUUAAACAAUAAGUAUUAUGUAUUUUUUCAUAAUUUAAUAGUAAAAAUCAGUGAUAAUUAUUAUGUUUUAAUUAAAUUUUUUUAUUAAGUCUUAAUAUACUUUUGUUGGCUUUUCACGUAAAUUUGUUUUUGGUUACUAUUACUUUUUUCUAUUUUUCCUUUCUAUAUUGCAUUUCUUGAUUUUUGGGCACUUUUAAUUUACUAGUUUCCCCCAAAGAAAACAAUAAAAUUUGAGUAUUUCUUUACUUUCUAUUUCUUUUCAUCAAAGUCCACAAAAAGUAGGCAUUUUUGGGACGUAUCCUCUUAUUCAAUAAUUACCUACUUUUGUUCUAGAGAUAGCACUGUUUUUUUAAUCUCUAUUAGAAUAAUUAUGUACUGAAAAUUAAGUUUUUACUUUUGUCGCUCUUGGUUUUUUCCUUUUUUUGAUCCUGUAUUUUAUUGUAAGGUGUUAAAAAUGUAAUAGACAUUAAAUUAAUUAACGUGAUAAUAGGAGCGACACCCAGUGAAUAUUGAGCUAUAUUUUUUCUUUUUUUCGAACUUUAUAUUACAUAUUAUGUAUGAAUAUAAUUUUAGCUUGAUUGAUAAAA